UAGCUCCCUCUUCCUUUCAUAUCAUAAAAAAGAAAAAGAAAAAAAGAGCUUCUUUGAAGUAAGGAGAAAUGGCCACUUCUGCAAUUCAACAAUCUGCAUUUGUUGGGCAGGCAGUUGGUAAAUCACAGAAUGAGCUUGUUAGGAAAGUCGGCAGCUUCAAUGGUGGCCGUUUUACCAUGAGGCGUACCGUUAAAAGUGCUCCUCAAAGCAUCUGGUAUGGAGAAGACCGCCCAAAAUACUUGGGCCCAUUCUCUGAGCAAACCCCAUCAUACCUCACCGGUGAGUUCCCAGGUGACUACGGUUGGGACACUGCUGGACUCUCAGCUGACCCAGAGACAUUCGCCAGAAACCGUGAGCUUGAGGUGAUCCACUGCCGUUGGGCCAUGCUUGGUGCUUUGGGCUGUGUCUUCCCUGAAAUCCUUGCCAGGAACGGUGUCAAAUUCGGUGAAGCUGUUUGGUUCAAGGCUGGAGCCCAAAUCUUCUCCGAAGGUGGACUUGACUACCUCGGUAACCCAAACCUCGUCCAUGCCCAGAGCAUCCUCGCCAUUUGGGCUUGCCAAGUUGUCCUUAUGGGCUUUGUUGAAGGAUACAGAGUUGGUGGAGGCCCACUUGGUGAGGGUCUUGAUAAGAUCUACCCCGGAGGUGCCUUCGACCCACUUGGUUUGGCUGAUGAUCCCGAGGCUUUUGCUGAAUUGAAGGUGAAGGAAAUCAAGAAUGGACGUUUGGCUAUGUUCUCUAUGUUUGGAUUCUUCGUUCAGGCUAUUGUUACAGGAAAAGGCCCAAUUGAGAACCUCUUUGACCACGUUAAUGACCCAGUGGCCAACAAUGCUUGGGCUUUCGCCACAAACUUUGUUCCCGGAAAGUGAAAUAAUUAGUAUGUAAUCUUGUUAAAUUUGGGUUAAUGAAGUUUUAUGCUUUGUGAAAGAUUGGCUUGUAUCUUGAUGCACUAUUUAACUUGCUGAUGUUUUACCAACAUAUAGUAAUGUUUCUCAGUUUUCU
This is a messenger RNA of Lycium ferocissimum, 999 nucleotides long. RefSeq names its product chlorophyll a-b binding protein 4, chloroplastic. The coding region runs from base 69 to 866 and encodes 265 amino acids. The transcript is spliced from 2 exons. Gene Ontology annotation, cellular component: plastoglobule; chloroplast envelope; chloroplast thylakoid membrane. The record is from RefSeq and is a predicted model, not a curated record. Lineage: Eukaryota; Viridiplantae; Streptophyta; Magnoliopsida; Solanales; Solanaceae. Gene Ontology annotation, biological process: photosynthesis, light harvesting in photosystem I; response to light stimulus.